AUGGAUACUGUGUCUAAGAAGGAUGGUGUUAAUGGGUGUGUGAACAAGCCUUUGGCUGUGGCUAUGGCUUCUUUGCAAAUGGAUUGUAAAAAGGUUGAAGAUCAUGUAAAUGGAAAAAAUGAUAGUGAUUCGAAUUCUUUGUCGACACUCCCCAGAAAAGGAGGAAUGUCACGGAAAUUGAAUAAGAAUAAGACAAGUAAGAGAGUGCAAUGGAACGAUAUGAUUGGAAACAAGCUUGUUGAAGUGGUGGAAUAUGAACCAAGUGAUGAUAGUGACUCGGAGGAUGACGAUUCUUGUAUCUGCUCAUUAAUGUAG
Messenger RNA from Vicia faba (fava bean), 315 nucleotides. Lineage: Eukaryota; Viridiplantae; Streptophyta; Magnoliopsida; Fabales; Fabaceae. The record is from the annotation of a GenBank genome assembly.